AUGCUUGGUACAUUACUGUUCGGCGCUGCCGUGUCCAUGUUUGCUUUUAAUGUGCAAGCACAGAACAUCACAACACCUGAUCCUAAGGGUUGCGUUGCCCCAACUGAAUUUGCAUCAUGCCUCACAAAUGCCAAUAACACUGCUAUUAAAUGUGCCAGUCAGUCUAACGCCAGCAUUACCGCGUGUGAGGUGCAGGCACUCGUUGAUGAGAUGCUCUGUUACUAUGGCAGCUGCUGGAAUAAGGUAUAUACUUGCGCUUAUCAAUAUAUCACAUCCGAGUACCUCCUCGCAAUCGAUCGAGACCACAUCCAAAGUGCMCCCUUCUAUCCAGCMCCUGCCGAUGCACCCGACAGCUGCUCUUGCAAUCUCGGCAAUUCAUUGAUUAAUGCCACCUUGAACCAUGACACUUUGUACACUUGCUGGGCUAUGAACAACAAAACUCAAUCACACGAAUGCCAAUGCUGCGUAUACAGUGCCGCCGUGAGCGCAUCAUACGGCAUCUGUCCGGGCACUGAAAAGGACAUCCUCGGUGUGCCAAUUCUGGUCGAGGAAGGCCAGGCGAACAUUGCCGCUAACGGCUCUUGCGAUGCUCUCACAUAUGAAGUCUGCUACGGUCAGUUCGGUAUUCCCACGGCUGACAAUGGCAUAUAUGUGGAUGUCAACAAUCUCCCACCAAACCAGACUCAAGCGCUGAGCAACACUCCUGGGGCAUCAUCACUCACCAGCCCGCCAGGUGGUGAGACUAUGACGGUCACUUUCCUAAACAAAACAUAUACCAUCACUGCGGCACCGUAUAACGCGACUAAUGUGGCCUCUGCCACUAGUACAAAAACUGGGGGGUACAGCAGUAAGGCAAUUGCAUCCAGCUCGGCAGUAGUCAGCUCGGCAUCAAAUACAGGAAGCUCGACGGCGGUUCCUACCGGGGCAGCUAUAGCAAUUGAACCUCAGGUCGCUCUCGGAGUGUUGUCGCUGAUAUUCACUGCUGCAUUUGGUUGGUUUUAG
This is a messenger RNA of Talaromyces amestolkiae, 1002 nucleotides long. RefSeq lists its product as uncharacterized. The transcript has 3 exons. The record is from RefSeq and is a predicted model, not a curated record. Bases 1 to 1002 code for a protein of 333 amino acids. Lineage: Eukaryota; Fungi; Ascomycota; Eurotiomycetes; Eurotiales; Trichocomaceae.